Rhodotorula graminis WP1 is the source of this 1142-nucleotide messenger RNA. RefSeq lists its product as uncharacterized. Lineage: Eukaryota; Fungi; Basidiomycota; Microbotryomycetes; Sporidiobolales; Sporidiobolaceae. The record is from RefSeq and is a predicted model, not a curated record. The annotation marks the transcript as partial. The transcript has 4 exons.
GCACAAGGUCGCCCUCAAGGCCCGUCGGAGCGGCGCCAGGACCGUCCUCCUCGUCGGCCCGCUCGCGAGCGGCAAGACGAGCCUGUUCUCCAAGCUCGUGUACGGCCAUGCGCCACAGACGCACACGUCGAUGAAGGAGAACGAGGCCGUCGUCAAGGCCAAGUGGGGCGAGGGCGGCAGCAGCGCGCACGAGCUCGUCGACGACCAGGAGGAGAAGGAGGGUCUUCUCGACGCAGACACCGACCAGACUCGUGCCAGCCCCCUCCCGACCCCGCUCCACCUCGUCGACCUCCCCGGCCACGCUCGCCUGCGCACCCGCGCCCUCGCGCAAUACCUCCCUGCAGCCGACGGUGUCGUCUUUGCGGUCGACGGGCAAGGCGGCCUGACGGGCAAGAACGUGCGCGACGCCGGAGAACACUUCCACAUCCUCCUGUCGCUCCUCUCGCUCCUCUCGACCUCGUCGAACAAACCCGCGCCUCCCGUCCUCGUCCUCCUCACCAAAGCCGACCUCGCCCCCUCGACCUCUACCACUUCAACUUCGAACACCUCGUCGCCCUCCUCCCCCGCCGCCUCGACCGCCUCGUCUCACCUCGCCCUCGACCGCGCCAGGCAGCUCCUCCUGCGCGAGCUCGAGCGCCGCCGCCUCGCGUCGUCCGGCGCCGGCUCGGCGUCGGCCCUCAAGGGCGCGAGCGGCGCCCCUCUGAGCGCCGGCGCGCGCCUCGACGGCCUCGACGCGAUCCCCUCGGGCGCGCCGUCGUCGAGCAAGGGGCCCUGGGCCGCCCUCCUCGGCGCGCUCGGCCUCGCGUCGUCGACCUCGGCGACGGGCGGCAUCGGUGCCCUCGACACGUCGUCGUCGUCGGGCGGCGCAGGAGCAGGCGGCGCAGGCGGCGGCCUCCCGAGCGACGAGUCCGAGGCGCUCGCGCUCGCGGCCGACGACGUGUUUGCGUUCGAGGGCUCGGCGACGUGGGACAAGCUCGAGCGCGCGGUUGGGGUCGAGCUGAGGUGGGCGGUCGCGAGCGUGCGGGGUGGCGCGGCGGGCAAGGGCAAGGGAGGAAAGGAGGGCAAGGGCGUCGACGAGGUGUGGGAGUGGGUCGAGGCGUUGUGAGUGACACUGCAACGACGGCUUCCUCGUGUCUAUCCUC